AUUUUUUGUUUGUAUUUUUCUAUUUGAAUUUGUAAUUGUAGUUGUUUGGUAGAUUUUAAGGACCACAAUGAGAACUACUGGUUUUACCAGUAAUUGUGUUAUCCAAUAAAAUCAUUAUUUAUUUGAUAUUUAAAAGUGUUCUGCUACUGACUGUUGUCUUGAACUUCAUGUUGAAGUUUGCAAUUGAAUUCCCAAGUCGCCCAAGCUCAACACGUGAACACAGCUAUCACGUUAAAAAAAAGGGAAUAUAUAUAAGAUUUCUGCCCUAUCAUCUAUUUAAUAACUAGCAUUGUGAUCAGCUUAUAAUUUUGCUUAUGAGAGUCGCAGCAUAACACUUAAAGCCAUCUCACUUUUGCCACUCCUGAUUGGUUAAAAAAAAAAUGAAAUUAACAGUGCAGCAUCCUCCUUCCAUGCACUCUUCUGUUAUCCAAUUGAACUUCACUUUCAGAUUUUGUGUUGCAAUCUCCUUCCUCAUCAAGAGUUUCAGGCUGGUGUACCCAUUUGAGAAAAGGAGAUAUGUUGCCCUUACAGAAAUCAAAUGUCUCACUUUAAAUGUCAACUCUGUGUUUGUUCUUCCCACCCAUGUCUUUUUUCCAUCAACCUGUAACUUUUUGUGCAUCUCAGCUUUGCUAAUCCUUUCUAGAUUUUGGCAUCAUACUGACUUGUAUAUACUCUACAGGUACCUUCUCCUUUUCAUCGACAGAACACUUCAUAACACUUUGGCUAAGAGUGCAUACUUUCAGAAAUGAAAUCAUACCCAAGUUGAAGGAGUACAACAUAUUCUUUGAGGGAAGGAAAGCUCUACAGUUAACCAGCAAGGAGGUUGACGCUUUGGACUUCUGAUGGCUUCUGAUCAAUUUGGGCCUCCUAACAAAACAGCUCAGUCUAAUUAUGCUCAGCUGUGCCGUCUUCUGGUUGAUUGUGGAUGUCAUGCCUUGAGAGUAACAUUCGAUAACAUCCAUCCCCCUGGACAGCUUUAUACAGUUCUGUCUAGUGAUUCAGUACGGACGACGUUGAAAUUCUUUUUCAAUAGAAAGAUUCUUAGUCCUGCACAAUGGGAAAUGCUGUAUCCUGUUAUCCCUUCAUUAGUUUCAUCAGCAAACUUUGGUCCUACCCUCUUGAUGGUGCUGCUUAGGAGCAUUUGUCAUCUGAGGUCCCCUGUCAAUGGCUGGGACAACUUUCCUCCUUCAACAGAGAAGAACAUUGAAGAUGACAUUGCCCGUAUAAGGUUUUACAGGAAUGCUUUGGCCAACCAGGCAUCUCUUGACUGUGGUACCUUUGAUAAAUACUGGCAGGACAUCUGUGGCAUCCUGAUCAGACUGGGAUUGGCAAGUUAUGGAACUACAAUUGAUGAACUCAAGAGUAGCAGGAUGGAUCCUGAUAUCGAAGAGCAUUAUCAAGAGCUUUUGAGACAAUGGCAGAGAGAGGAAGAUGAUAUAAAGAAGAAACUCUGGCAGAUGGAAGUGGAAAUGGACAACCUCACGGAAGAAAUCCACCAUGGAGAUGCUGCUUACCCAGCUUAUCUAAUUGGUACUAUCCGCAAACUCUACAAAGCCCACAGGGGAUGGCUUUCACCCUUUCCCUGGCGUGAAGAGUUUCAUGUUCUCCUUGAUGAUAUUACUACUAGACUGAGAAUAUCCUGCUUGAAAACAGAGAGACGAAUGGGGAGGAAGGAAAUCGAAAUGUCUUCUAUCUUUAAAGUACACGAAGGUUGUACUCAGCGGCCAAGAAGAGUGCUUGUUCAAGGAAGGCCUGGAUUUGGAAAGACAACCUUCUGCCGAAAGUUGUGCUAUGAUUGGGCUAAGGUGCAACAAGCAGAUGUUGGUUUGCCAAAAUGUGAAUUGGUGUUGUUACUCAAGUGCCAUGACAUCAACUGUGAUCUUUGGGAAGCCAUUGAUGAUCAACUUCUACCUCGUAAUAUUGGUACAGAAGAGCGGGAGCAGUUCUUUCAGUAUAUCCGCAACAAUCAAUCGAAAGUUUUGUUGGUACUUGAUGGACUAGAUGAGGUACCUUCCGACAACACGCCUGUGUUUUCUGAGAUCAUUCAAGGCAGAGAGCUUCCAAACUGUAAUAUUCUUGCUACAUCACGAGAGAUGGAUGGAAAAAAGGUGAAGAAUUCCUUUGGUACUUUGCUGGAGAUCCAAGGGUUCGCUGAAGAAGAUGUCAGGAUCUUUAUUUCAAGUCACUUUAAACGCAUAAGACCGUGUCUGGUUCAACAGCUUCUCCACAAGGCAAAGCGUAAUCACAAAUUGAAAGACAUGAUGGUAAAUCCCCUCACAACUUCACUUCUUUGCCUUCUUUGUGAAGACUUAAAGGAUCAUUUACCAGAAAGUAAUACACAGCUGUACCGGGAAGCAAUAAGUUCGGUCUUGAGAGGAUAUCCUAAGAAGGAAGGAGUAGUCACCACCAACGAGCAUUUUACUGAGAUUGACAACUCAGAGUUGUUGCAGCUUGGGUCAUUAGCUUUUUGUUCAUUGGUUGAGAAGAAGAUUUACCUUGAAGAAAAUGAGCUUACAAUUAACUUGUCUAAAUUAAGAUUUCUGUCCACAGAGAGCACUAGCCACGCCAAGAAUUCUAGGUAUUUCUUUGCCCACAAGAGUUUUCAAGAAUUUCUUGCAGCCGUUUAUCUGAGUCAUCAAUUGAUGUGCGGAAAAAUGGAUCCGGAAGUUGUGGUGAUGCAACAUUGUCAGGAGCUAAAGGGGGUUCUUCCCUUCACGACUGGCCUGAUAUGGAAAGAAGACACAGCCUUAUGCCUCAUAAAGAGUUUAACCUCCCAAAUCAAUCGUGUGAAUAUUGAUAAAGGCAAGGAGCUAUUCCAUUGUGAAGAUUAUUUCCGUGUUGCCUUGGAUUGCAUUGGAGAAUGUGGGCAAGAAAAUCUUCGCAGAAAAUCAGCCCGUUUCCUUGGAUCUCGUCUUACAAUUGAAGAAGUGGCUUUUCGUGAUGGUACUUCGGGUGACACACUUGUAGAGUUACUGAAAGCUAAUGAAUCUCUGAAGAAGCUCAAACUUUGUAAGAGUAGGAUUCGUGGUGAUUGGAACAACAUCUCCUUGUUCCUGGCAGAAUUUCUUCAAGUUAGUAGAACUCUGACAGAGUUGGAAUUGUCUGGUUUUGGAGGAGGAGAUGCAUGGAAACUUCUUUUUGAGGCCCUCAAAACAAAUACCACUUUACACAGAUUGCAAUUGUGUGGGAGUGUUAUUGACACUGCUGAUGCAUGUUCGCUUGCCGUGUCUCUAAAUGUCAACAGUUCUCUGACAACACUAGACUUGUCUGACAAUGAAAUCGGAUUUUCUGGUGUUGGUGUUCUUGCAGAAGCCCUUAAAGUUAACAUUUCCCUCGCAAAGUUGAAUUUGUCUGGCAAUAACAUUGGUGAUCUUGCUGCUGUGGCCCUUUCCGAGUCGUUGAAGUCAAAUACCACUUUAACGAGUUUAUACCUAAGCAGAAAUGGCAUUGGUGAGUACGGUGUCCGUUCACUUGUAGAGGUGCUGACAGUUAAUGCUUCUCUGAUGAUACUGGACUUGUCUGAGAAUGAAAUUGGUGAUGCUGGUGCAGUGGCACUUGCACAAGCUCUGAAAAUUAACACUGCCCUUGCAGUUUUGAUCUUGUCUAAAAAUGGCCUUGGAGAUGUAGCUGCCCUUGCUCUUGCUGAGGCACUGAAAACCAAUGCUUCUCUGACCACACUGGGAUUGUUGGAGAACAAAAUAAGUGGUUUUGGUGCAAAGUUCCUUGGAGAAGCUCUCGUAGUAAACUCUAAGCUUUCAACUUUGGACUUGUCUUCAAACUGUAUUGACGAUACAGGUGCCAGUUUUCUUGCUGAGGCACUGAAACAUAGAGAAUAAAAGUGAGAUUAAAUGAGACUGACAGGUAAGUUCAUAAGAGAGAGUUUUUGCUUAGCAAUUAUCAAGCCUGACUGUUUGGUGAAUACUGUAAAUAGUGUAAAUUGAUUCUGCCCCAUGAAAACUGUAUACUUACUGUGCGACUACUGUAACCAAGGCCGCCUGAUAAAAUUUUCUACAAAUUUAACGUAUAAAGAUCGUGGAGGUUAACAAUAGUUUUCGAACAAAUUAUUGACGUAAUCAAGCUGUAUAUUACGAAGGCAACAGAUUUUGGUCAUUUUGAUUAGUAACUAUUUUAAAACUUUUAAAAUGCUAGCGGUCAAUUUGCAAAGAAUUUGCUUAAGUGUCACACUGUAAGGCUUUUUGACAGAAAAUAGUUUAUAGCAUUAAGAAAACUGCUCUGAAACCUUGUUUACCGUGUUAAAGCAAUACAGUAAAAACUCACGUAUAAGAACCUAGAUUUUUUCCAAGUUAGCUUAAAUAGGUCCAUAUCUAAAUGGUAUGACAGGUUCUUAUGUAGAGGGGGUCUAAUGAGAAUCUCAACCCUGCAGGGUCUUAAAUCCGGGUUUUUAUACGCGAGUUUUUACUGUAGUUUAAAUAAUCUUGGCCCUCAUUCAAUGAUGAAGCAGUAUAGAACACCUAACUAAUGUGGGCGGAUUUCUGUUUCACUUUCAAACGUUGAUACCUUGGAUAGUAUUCAAGAAUUGUUUAACAAAUUUCUGGCGGACGUUUCUCGUGGAGCUUGUAGGCAGUUAUGUCUUAGGAGGGAUGUUUACCUAAAUUUUGAAUUCCCCUGUCAGAUUUAUCGUUUUGAGUAAUCUUUAAAGGUUGUUGUAGUGGAUUUGCUAUUUCACUUCAUGUUUACAUUCUUUCGUUGGUUUUUUAAAUUUGGAGUCAAUUACAAAAAAAGUGACGUCCUCUUUGAUAAGUUGCUUCUGGAAUUCUCGUCUUGUUACAUGCCCUGGACCGCCGACAGAAGGGUUUUACACUGGUCGCAGGAUUAAAAUCAUCUUUAAUAGUAGUAGUAGUGUGUUUUUGCAUAGUACAAUAUGAUCACGUUUUUCAGAGAUUUCCCGCACUACAGCAUUACUACUGGAGAGUGGCCUUUAAAAAGUGAAGUGAAAAAAUCGGAAAACCAGAAAAACGGUUAAUGAUAAUGAAACAAAGUAAAAAAAUAAACCGAUUGUUGCAAUAAUUAGCUUCAAUUAAAGUUAAAGGAAAAGUGAGCCUUAAUGUAGGAGAAACUUGUAAAUGUGGACUUGAUUGAAUAAUAAAUUGUUGCUCUCAA
This is a messenger RNA of Orbicella faveolata, 5121 nucleotides long. Its product is annotated as NACHT, LRR and PYD domains-containing protein 3-like. NCBI's taxonomy places the organism in Eukaryota, Metazoa, Cnidaria, Anthozoa, Scleractinia, Merulinidae. The record is from RefSeq and is a predicted model, not a curated record.